Molecule: messenger RNA, 3073 nt
Organism: Astrephomene gubernaculifera
Lineage: Eukaryota; Viridiplantae; Chlorophyta; Chlorophyceae; Chlamydomonadales; Astrephomenaceae
Source: the annotation of a GenBank genome assembly
GUCAAAUUCAUUGGAUAGUGUAUUCCUUCUUGUGUAGGGUAUACACUCAUUAGGGACGAACACUUUAUGUUGCCUGGUUGAGCGGAAGUAAUUUUUACAGAUAACGAACAACACUGCGAAAUAUCCCGCACGCUGCCCUUACUGAUGCAUACGUGCGAGAACUUUUAGUUCUCAUGAAUUUUUGUUCUUGCGCAUUGAGCUUGAAAGGCACGAAGGCGCGUGCUUGCAUUGUUGGGGACCUCUAAGUUACAGGCAAACUUUCGGUGGGCAACCGCUCCCGAUGGCGCACUGCCUGAAGCAUAAAGGCAAUUACAGCGAUGAGUUCUGGAUGUUUAGCUUUAAGGUCGUGCCGUGCACGAAGAGCUAUGCGCACUCGUGGUCAAGUUGCCCGUGCGCACAUCCGGGCGAAACAGCUCGUCGCAGAGAUCCAACGCUGUUUAACUAUCAACCAGUCCUUUGUCCCAAUGUAAAAUCGAAAACGGGAUGUCCGGCCGGCGACGCUUGCGGCUACGCUCACAACGUGUUUGAACAGUGGCUGCACCCGCAAAGGUACAAGGCCCUGAUGUGCACGUACGGCAGCCAGUGCACCCGGCCCUCCUGCUUCUUCGCUCACAGUCUGGAGGAGCUCAGAGUGCCCUGGAAGGGCGGCCCCGGCGGCAGCGCCCCAGGAGCAGGAGCCGGCGGCGACCCGCAACAGCAGCAGCAGACGGGGGCCUUGGGCUCGAUGGGUAGCGCUAACGAUGGCGGCGGGGACUCGUCUUCCUCGUUGUUGAAGUUGGCGUGUGGUACGGGUAUUAGCAGCGCGGGCGAGGGUUUGCCAGGGGAUGCGACUGCUGCUGCUGGGGUGGUGGGAGGGUUGGUGAGGCCGGGGUCGGCGGCAGCAGGGGUGGAGUGGCAGCGGAUGGCGAUGCAGGGAGCAGCAGCAGUUGGGGGUGGGGGUGGUGGCGGCGGACCACUGCAGCAACCGCAGCAGCAACAACAACUGCACCCUGGGGGCUCGCUCCACAACUUGUCCCCGGACUCAAUGCAGCAGCUGCAGCAGCAACUCUCCAUGCAGCAACAGCAGCAACAACCGCUGCAGCAGCAGCAGCAGCGGCGCCCACACGGCACCGUUUCCAGCUCGGGUGUGGCGCCUCCCGGGCCGCCCUCCACACGCCACUCCAGCUUGGGCGGUCUGCACAACCCGGGAUCCGCACCCAACCCCUUUGACCUCGAGGCCAUGGGUUCAGGCUCCUUUGACGGGAACAACAACGCCUGCAUGUCGCUCGUGCAACCCCUGCGCCCUCACCUCUCCACAUCCGGCCCGCUGUUCCGCUGCUCUUCUAACAACAGCAGCAGCGUGUUUGCAGGCUACGGAGAUGAAGGCAUGAUGCUUGGGGGGCAGGGCAGCUCGGCUGCGGCCGUCGCUGGCGGCGGCGGCGGCAACAGCGCCUUGCAGGGCGGUCAUUCCACCUCACUCUCCGGCACGCUGCUCGUGCCUGGAAGCUCCAUGGGCGCAUCCGGAAUGGACGGCGUGUUGCCGCCGUCAGAGCCUUCCUCCGCUGCAUCUCUGUACGCGGCUGGGUCCAGCAGCCACCAGCAGCAGCAUCUGUCGCUGUCUGGGCUCGCGUCACUUGGGAUCUAUGUUGGCGGAGGCAGCGUGGGUGGCGGAGGCAGCAGCCGAGGUCUUGGCAACGGUCUCGGGCUCGGCAGCGGACCGAGCAGCGGUAACAAUGAACUGCUGGGACAGCAGCAGGGGUCAGGGAAUGGCAGGCCUGCUUCGUUGAAGCUGGGGGGAUCCCCGCAGUUGCAGCAGCACCUGCAGCAGCUGCAUCACCACCAGCAGCUGCAGCAGCUGCAUGGGGUCCACAGGCUGGGGGGUGGUCAGGCGAUGCCUGCUCAGCAGCAGCAGCAGCAGCAAACCGGAUCUCAGCCAGUAGGCAGGCAGUCCCUGCUCGGACAGGGGCCACAGCAGCAGCAGCAUCAGAACUGGAAGCAAUCCCUUCCCGGGUCGGGUUCAGGAGUUUGCUCGCAGCAGCAGCAGCUUGCAGGUGCUGGGGUACAUGUGCAGACCCAUGGGUCGGUUGACGGUGCAGCGGCCCCCUUGGACUUUUCCUUGGCUGCUGCUGCCGGUGGGGCGGCGGGCGCCUCCUCAGCGCUGGGACACUCCUCCGCGAACCUUGUGGAUAUGGUAAUCGAAGAUGCAGAGGCGGCAUCCCAGUCAGGUGGCCUGGCCAGCUGGAUGCCCCUCUCCGCCAGCGGCAGCAGCGGUCAGGAGGUGGAGCCCCUCGCCGGCUUCGGCCAGCAGGCACACCACCCGUUCACCCACUCGCAUCAGCUGCCGCAGCAGCCGCAGCCAUUCCUAAAGCAGCCACACCAGCAGCAACUGCAGCAGCUGGGCCCGCAGCUGCCUGGGGGCGAGCAGAUGCGCAUGCAGAUGCAGCACAUGCAGCUGUCGGGGGCUGCAGCAACGCACCACCCGUACCAGGAGCAGCAGCAGCAGAACUUGCAGCAGUCACAGCAGCAGCAGCAGCAGCAGCUCUUCAUGAAUGGGGCGGCAUCAUCGGGUCAUGAGGCGGGUGGGGAUGGCGGCAAUCAGCAGGCCCUGUUCGCCUCCGCCGACGCCGCCAGCCGACUCGCCUUCCGCCGCCCUGCCAGCUCGUCCCUUCCCACCCUCCUCAUCCCCUCGCCAACAGACCUCUCCUCCCCCCACCAAGCCGCUGCUGCAGCCGCCGCCGCCGCUGCUGCUGCUGGCGGUGGCUCCCUCCAAACACCCGCUGCUGCUGCUGCUGCUGGCUCUGCAGCCGCAUCUGCAGCGGCAGCAGCGAGGAUUGACCCGGAGGUCGAGACGUUGCUGCUUUCCUCACUUCAGCUGCAACUCAACCACGCCGGCGUCGCCUCUCACCGUGCCGUUGCCUCUUUCCAGGCUCGUGAUUGGCUGCGUCAGGCCCUCCAAGGACGCGGUCAGGUGGCCACGCGUGCUUUUUUGGUGGAUCUGCUUGCGCAGUACAUGCCGGCAGAUCAGCUGGUCGUCGUACGGCGGUUGUUGGAUUGCCUGGAUGAUGCGGGCAUGCUGCUGAGCUGCUUUGCGGGG